AUGGCGGGUACGCUGACAAGGACAGGCGGAAGCCUGCCGGACACGCUGUCGCACAAGUCCGUCGUCGAGAAGCAGCGGGCCGCGAUCGAGAAGCUGCGUGCCCAGAAUGCGCGGCUGAAGGAGGAGCUGCUGCUGGAGAACAAGUUCAGCGUGCGGCCGUCCAACCCCUCGGCCACGAUAUGGAUCAACAAGCUGCAGGACGAGGCGGACCUGUACACACGCAAGAUCCAGCUGCAGAAGCGGCGCGUCCUGAUGCUGCAGCAGCAGCAGGAGGGCGCGAAGGGCACGCUGGGCACGGCGCGGCUCACGAUGGGCGGCGUGAACAGCGCGCGCGAGAAGUCGGUGGGGCUGCAGAAGCAGAUUACUAUCCUGGAGAACAGGCUGGAGAAGCAGUACAUCAAGUACAAUGAGGCAGCCACGGGGGGCAGCAUGUUCAUUAGCAGUGCGAUGCGCGAGAGGUGCGGGCGUGCAACCGGCACGGUGGGGUGGACCGUUGUGUGCAGGCCAGUGGCUUGA
Molecule: messenger RNA, 516 nt
Organism: Monoraphidium neglectum
Lineage: Eukaryota; Viridiplantae; Chlorophyta; Chlorophyceae; Sphaeropleales; Selenastraceae
Product: flagellar outer dynein arm-docking complex protein 2
Exons: 5
Coding region: 1-516 (171 amino acids)
Source: RefSeq, a predicted model, not a curated record